CGCUUUACGCAUCUUUCCUUGAUCUCUACUCAUGGCGAAAACCCACCUUCUCCCAGUCUCAGGCCUCAGACUCUAUCAGACGACGCCUGUCGUACUCUGUACUUCGGGGAAGUAUGUCCCAUUGUGGUAAAAGGAAGGAACAGCCAUAUCACUGUGCAAAAGUUAGCAGAAAUAUUCUAGAGACCUAACACACCAAUGGAUCUUGCCUCGGCGAAACACCGUUCACCUGCUUUUGGAACCUUUGGAAGGACGGAAUUUACUUCUUAGGGCCUGGUCUGGAUUCUUAUCAGACUAUCGCUGCGGUGACCUAUCGAUGUCUCCGUCUCAGACAAAACACUUUGAACUGGACUUCUCUCUACCUCGCGGCAUGUCCGCUGUAGCACUUAUACGGCGACCAAGGUUCUGCUCCUCCACGAAGACAUUCGUAUCAACCGACCGACCAUACCAUGUCUCAGGACGUAUUUCCCCGUCCAUCCACUCCGAUUGAGCUCUCUCCUUUAUCUCUAACACCAGCUCCUCAUCUUGCCGUAUCAGAAUCGCCUCAAAUGGACCAUGUUGCCGAACAACUCGUUCCACGAUCUGCGCGGAACGAGACGUCACUACACCCUGUAGACGGUGGAUGGCGAGCUUGGUUGUUUCUCGGUGGUGCUUUUCUCGUCGAAACAUUUGCUUGGGGGUUCCCUACAUCCUACGGUGUCUUUCUCUCUGCAUACCUCAGUGAUCCAGAGUGGUCCUCCCAGCCUCGUGCAGACUAUCUUCUCCCUCUUAUCGGCACGCUGAUCUCGGGACUGAUGUAUGUCGCUAGCUUCUUCCUGUGCCCUCUCGCAAAUCGUUUUCCACGGUACAGGAGGGCCAUGAUGUGGACCGGGGCCGUCCUAUGCUGGGUAUCUCUUUUUGGAGCUAGUUAUGCAACCGAUGUCCGUCAACUCGUCGGACUACAAGGUUGUCUGUACGCUAUAGGAGGAGCUAUGCUCUAUGCUCCCAUCCCAGACUUUCUGCAGGAGUGGUUCGUUAAACGUCGUGGCCUCGGCUACGGCGUUAUAAAUGCAGGGACUAGCUUCGCUGGAGUUUUCUUCCCCUUAGUCCUUCCUGCCUUGUUUUCCUCCUUUGGAACUGCGCAGACGCUUCGUUAUCUGUCAAUCGCUCUAACGGGAUUCACCGCCUUCGCCCUUCUUCUAAUACGCCCUCGACUUCCGGAGCGUCGAGACUCAAAAUGGUGGCUUUUGAUUCUCAUCAACACGAUCCAAGGCUUUGUCUACUACGUCCCCAUUGUCUGGCUGCCCACUUAUGCGUCAGCAUUAAAUGUGUCGACGACGAUCUCGUCACUCUCAGUCGCCCUUCUGAAUGGAUCUUCUGUUCUAUCCCGCUUGUGCAUGGGUAGCCUCUCUGACCAUGUCUCCCCGUGGAUCCUUGCGCUGAUAAUGUGCGCGAGCUCGUCUUUGGCAACGUUUGUCCUAUGGGGAGUCACUGGCCAUGCCGUGGCCGGUUUGCUUGUUUUUGGGAUUGUGUAUGGAAUUGUAGCCGGAGGAUGGUUUGUGCUUUGGGGAGCGUUUGUCAAAGCUAUUGCCAAGGACAAUCCCACGUCGUCCAUGAUGCUAAUUGGUAUUCUCAUGUUAUCGACCGGUCUGGGAAGUAUCCUGUCAACACCCAUCUCUUCCGCACUGUCUUCAUCUGGUACAUCCUACGACAGAAGCCAGCACUCAAACGCUCGCAGCGGCUUUGGAGUCGAAGGUGGAAGAUUUGAGACGAUGAUAGUUUACGUGGGUACUUGUUUUGCGGGCGCAGCGUUAGUGGCGUUACUUGGUUGGAGUAGUGAGAGAACAGGGUUCCCUUUGAGGGCGAGAGGAGAUGGCACUGUGACUGUUGUUUAGCACUGAAGGGCCACAACAAUGCAAUGUGGCCCCGGGCCGAUGCUAUUCCUAGCGGAGCCUAAAGUUAGAACUUGCAUUGGUUCUGAGGGGAGAUGCAUCGUCAUGGCACGGACCGACACGACGCUCUUUGAUUCUUUUCAACUUUACGCAUCUGACAAAACGUGUCGCGUGUCCCCUGCUUUACUGUCUCAUUUGACAGAACAAAAAUACCAUCCAAUGCGGCCACAACGCCCACCGUUGAUGACCUAUUUUGCCUCACAC
Molecule: messenger RNA, 2132 nt
Organism: Stereum hirsutum FP-91666 SS1
Lineage: Eukaryota; Fungi; Basidiomycota; Agaricomycetes; Russulales; Stereaceae
Product: MFS general substrate transporter
Exons: 12
Coding region: 447-1871 (474 amino acids)
Biological process (GO): transmembrane transport
Cellular component (GO): fungal-type vacuole membrane
Molecular function (GO): transmembrane transporter activity
Source: RefSeq, a predicted model, not a curated record